Molecule: messenger RNA, 1942 nt
Organism: Hemicordylus capensis (graceful crag lizard)
Lineage: Eukaryota; Metazoa; Chordata; Lepidosauria; Squamata; Cordylidae
Gene: SPATA24
Product: spermatogenesis associated 24
Exons: 6
Coding region: 615-1154 (179 amino acids)
Cellular component (GO): cytoplasm; nucleus
Molecular function (GO): DNA binding
Source: RefSeq, a predicted model, not a curated record
CACCCAGCUCAGUAUUGUCUUCAUUAGCUGGCAGCGCUUCUCCAAUUCCUUCCUUCCUAGAGAUGCCAAAGAGUGAAGCUGGGACCUUCUUCUGCCUGCACGCAGAUGCUCUACCACUGAGCUACGGGCCCCAUCCCCCUACGGAGAAUAAUCUUACAGCAGACAGCGAACAAACAUCAUCAUCCAUGCACAUGGAAACCAGACCCUGCUUAGCAAAGAAAGCAAUGCAUGCUCGCCAUCGCAGAACCAACUCUCCUCCCCAAUCGGAGUUCUCUCUCCAUAGAGAGAGGUGGCGGUGAGGGGGAGAAAGAACUCGAUUGCAGACCAGAAAUGCCAGCAAGGGGCUGCUGUGCUGGAAUUAUCGCAAUACCCCCACCUCCACCCCCGCCAGGUGCGGUCAACAUCAACUUCCAGUGGAAACCCAGAAAUGUAAAGGGCUGGAUGCGACUGUGAGUCUAGGCUGCGUCUCUUUGCUAUGCAACGGAACUGGGUCGCGAGCGCUGCGGGCUCCCCGAGACUAACGUUCGGGUUCUUCAUUCGAAGCGAGCUGUUUUGCGAUUGGUUGGCGGCGGUAGAGCGGCUACUUCCAACCGGACAGAAGCCCGCGAGUGGCAAUGGCCUCCUUGGUGGCCUUCCAGCAGCUACGCGAGCUGAUCGAGACGCAGGAGGUUCAGUUGGACAGGCUGAGGCGACAGAUAGCAAAACUGGAGGAGAACACAGUAAGCAGGGUGGAAUAUGAGGAAAUUGUGAAUAAACUAAAGAAGGAAGAGGAAGAACAUACGAAGACCAAGAGUAACCUAGCUGCGGAAUCUGAACAGCUGGAGUUUGCACUUGGGGAGAUUGAUGUUCUCUCAAAGCAACUUGAGAGGGAGAAACAAGCAUUUGACAGCACACUUUCCCGUGUAAAUAGCAAGGUGCUAAAGCAAUCGAUCCAAAAAGACAAGCUGAUAAGCAAAUGCACUGAAAUUGAGACUCAUAUUCAAAAACAGGAAGACGUUCUAAACCACAAAGAGAAUGAGAUCAAGGAGCUGCAGCACUACAUCAACAAGCAGAAGCAAACCCUAAAAAAACAAGCAUCUGACUUCAAGAUACAGAAACAACAGGAAUGUUACAUAGCAAAUGUGCUUGGAAAAAAGAACAAGGAUUUUAAGUAAUCUUAACAGCAUUCCAUUAAGUGACCUGAUUCUAUUAUAACCCCCAUAGGAGAAAAAAAGGGUGUCUUCCCACCAAGAAAUUACACUGUCUGCUAUAAACAUUCCCGUGAACCAAGCAGAAAGAGAAGCUUUCCAUCCCUCCACCCAACCAAUCUUGAACACAUACAUUUUUCUGGAAGUACAAGUGGACAAAGACUGCAGAAUUGAGUUUCCAACAUUUAGUCAUGGGGCUUAGCUUUUUCACCUUAAGAGCAUUGGUAUGCAAGGUAGUCAACAUCUUAAUGCUUAGUGUUUGUGCAUCUUCCUAAAUCACUACUAGACAGUGUUCUAAUCCAAGGUCUGGGUCUGUUUGGAAGAUAGUUUUCAGGUCAUUCCUACUUGAACUCUUAUUUACAACUAAUAUUUACCUCUCCCGAUAGGCAAAUGCAUUAUUUGUACCCACAUUAACAGAACAAACCAUAUGCAAUUCUUUAAGUUAUAUAUGUUUUAUUCCCAUAGACUUGUCCAUCACAGUAUUUUAUGCUUGGUUUUCUACUUUUUCCCCUUAGCUGUGUGGAGUGUGCACUAAAGACAGAGGUUCUAACCUGUUUCUUUGUACCUAAAUCAGUUUCUCUCCACAUUUCUCUUACUAGUGAUAGUAAGAGAAAUGGUAGUAGAUGUAUCUGCUAGUAGAUGUAUCCACCCAUAUUCCAGGUUGUUGUCAUGUGCUUUUGUUUUUAUUGUUGUAACUUGGUCUUGUCCUUCAAAUCAAUUCAGAAUGCCUCUGAUAAAAUCAUAUUUUAAAAACA